Lindgomyces ingoldianus is the source of this 989-nucleotide messenger RNA. Its product is annotated as alpha/beta-hydrolase. Lineage: Eukaryota; Fungi; Ascomycota; Dothideomycetes; Pleosporales; Lindgomycetaceae. Gene Ontology annotation, cellular component: mitochondrion. The record is from RefSeq and is a predicted model, not a curated record. The transcript has 4 exons. Bases 23 to 970 code for a protein of 315 amino acids.
CUUUACUCUCGAUACAAUCAACAUGCAUUCGCUACCAAGGCAAAUCCGGCCUUUAUACGCGUCACUUUUGCAAUUAAAACAUAAAACUCAAAUACAAUUGCCUUCUCAACGCCUAUUGGCAGGAUGGACGCGUUCUUUCCACGCCGGCACGAGCCUGAGAGUGCUGGAACUCGCUUUCGACUACCAUGAGAACGGAGGGAAGGUGACAGGCGCCCCAAUUGUAUUUCUUCACGGAUUAUUUGGGAGCAAGAGGAACAAUCGUAGUAUGAGCAAAGCUCUAGCCCGCGAUCUAUCUCGUCCCGUAUACGCCAUCGACCUCCGAAACCACGGUGACUCGCCUCACCACAGAAUCCAUAACUAUACCGCUCUCGCUGAAGACACCGAAAACUUCCUUCAACAACACAAUCUCAAGGAUGUAACGCUAAUUGGUCAUUCCAUGGGCGCGAAAACGGUAAUGACAAUGGCACUGAGAGAUCCGGAUUGUUGCGCGAACAUUAUCGCAGUAGACAAUGCGCCCGUGGACGCGGCGCUCACUAGUGACUUCCCGAGAUAUGUUGAAGGAAUGAGGCGGGUUGAGGAAGCAAAGCUGAUGGACUUAAAGGAGGCGGACGAAAUGCUCGAGCCGUAUGCGAAGGACCUUCCCGUCCGCCAAUUCCUCCUCACAAACCUCAUCCGCCCCUCACCCUCCGACCCGCUGAAAUUCCGCAUCCCCGUACGCACGCUCGCGAAUGCGCUCGACGACAUGGCUGACUUUCCCUUCACCAAUCCCGAUGCGCAGCGGUUUAACAAGCCAGCGUUAUUCGUGCGAGGGACGAGGAGUCAUUAUGUCACCGAUGAGACGCUGCCGAUAAUUGGGAGAUUUUUCCCUAGAUUUGAAUUGGUUGAUAUAGAAGCGGGGCAUUGGGUCGUUAGUGAGAGCCCAGAGGCAUUUCGUCAAGCGGUUGUUGAGUUCUUACAAGCCAAAGAAUAGAUUAACCAUAGACUUUCAC